GGCUCUUUGGAUAGUAAUAACGUUACCAACACGGCGAUGACCCACGGACCUUACUAUAACUUAUUCAUUUCUCGAUAGCUUCUACUAUAAAACAGUAGUCAUAGUGCGGUUCUUCUCAUUUUCAGGCUACCACUUGUCAUAGCUUUUCAAGAAUCCUUUUGACUUACAUGGUAGGUUAUUAGAAUGUUUUGCCGAAAUCAGGUGUCGAGAACCACGGUAGCAAGGGGGUCAGCAUUGGAUCUGGAAAUACGACGAAAGGGGCAUUUCAACACUCUUACGGACACGGCGCAGGAUGGUGAGGUGCAGCGUCAGAUAGACCGCGAGGUGCGGAUGCGUGAGGGGGCCAGUAAGCUGCUGGCCGCGUGCUCCCAGAGAGACCAGGCCCUGGAGGCCUCCAAGAGCCUGCUCACCUGCAACACCCGCAUCCUGGCCCUGCUCAGCCAGCUGCAGAGGAUGAGGGAGGCCCAGGUCCUGCAGAGAUUAGGCCACAGGUCCUGUAUUGGUGGGUCACUGGAUGAGAGGAUGCCCUGCAUGGGUCAUGUGGCCAUCUCAGACCUGCGUAUCCCACUCAUGUGGAAAGACUCAGAGUACUUCAAGAGCAAAGGAGAGCUGCAUCACUGUGCUGUGUUCUGUCUGCUCCAGUGUGGCAGAGAGAUCUAUGACACAGACCUGGUGAUGGCGGACAGGACUUUGACUGACAUCUGCUUCGAGGACACCAUCAUAUUUAAGGAGGCGAGCCCGUGCUUUGAGCUCCGUGUGGAGCUAUACAGUACCUGUGUGGUGGAGGACUUCUCACCGGGCCCAGGGGCACUAGGACCCAGGAGACAUAACCGCCUCAGCAGCUCCCUCGGCUGCACCUCUGGGAGGAGGAUCAGGGCAGCUCUAGAGUCUGCAGCCUGUGGUACCAUACCCAACGUAGAGGGAUGUGAUGGAGGAGGAGGGUCUCCACCACCUCUGCUGCCUGCUCUCUGUACAGAGGGGCCAAAGUUUCACCUUCUGGCCCACACCACACUGACAAUAGCACAUGUUCAGGACAGCUUCAGAACACACGACCUGUCCAUAUCAGCCACAGAGGACAGUGCAUUCUGGCUGCCUCUCUAUGGCAGUGUGUGUUGCCGUCUGGCCGCCCAGCCUCUCUGUAUGACCCAGCAGGUUAUCAGCGGCAGGAUCAAGCUUGAGAAGGAGCCUGAGUGCUGGACUGACAUCUACGGUGUCCUCAAAGGGACAAGUCUUAUCUGUUACCACAGUCAAGAGAGCAUGGUUGCCCAAGAGGAGCCGUUAUUCACCAUCGCCAUCAACAAGGAGACCAACAUCCAUGUGUCCGAGAGAGGGCCUCUGCACCAUACCCAGAGUAUAUCCAUCAGCACACACGCCCGAGGUGACGAAGCUGUCACACACACUCUGGUCACACACACACCCCAGGACACACAGCGCUGGAUGGAGGCCUUUUGGCAGCACUUCUAUGACAUGAGUCAGUGGAAACAGUGUUGUAAUGACCUGAUGAAGAUCGAGGUACCCUCUCCUAGGAAAUCCCAUUUGGUCACAGCGAAGCAGGGCUCGCUUUACCACGAAAUAGUCACUCCAUCUUCCCCAGGUGAGAGUGUGGUAAUCCAGGAUAAUUCUGUGUCUGCUGAAGUGUGGGCCUGAUCUCCUCUUACUGUAACCACAGUUGAAGGACCCUCCAUGAUUUGCCAAGUUGUCCCAGUCAAGGGGACCAACAUCAUGCAACUGCAUCACCCAAGACAGGAUCCAACUAUUACCAAACUCCAGCACCCCCCCCCCACCACCACCCAAUUGUACUCCUGCUCUUGAGAGUGACGUGCAGUGACACCCACCUCCCCCAUGACACAGUGUCUCUGUACUGUACCUAUCCCUGUCCUGUAAUAGCACGAAACAACCACAAGAGCCACUCCUCUCCAGGAACACAUACAGGAACGCCACAAAUUGGGGGCUGCAAUCACACACUUUUGCUAAUUGUAGCAUUCCACACUCUUGAGUUAUUCUGGUAAUGCAGCUUUGACCUUUUCUAGUCCAGCCUCAAUGUUUUAUAGGACAUUUGGCGCAUCUCUUUACUUGUCCUACCAUACCGACAAAAAAAACAAACUUUUUUUUUUUUUUUGUCCAAACCCAAUCGGCUUUUAAUUAAUUAAUUGAUUUUAAAGGUUAAAAAUAUGUUGGUAUGAUUUUGGUACUUAGUCUUUACUUUUAUUCUUUAGCCUUCUCUCUUCCUAUUUAAAUGAGACCGUUUUGUUUCGGACACAAAAAUUCAGGACAAGAUAAUCAAUAUGAUUGCAAUUCGGAGCAUGUAACUCAAACUUGAGGAUGGCAAUAAAAACCUAAAAACCUUUAUUUGUAUGUCUUCCGGUCAUGAUUGUUGUCAUGAACUGUCAUCUCCUUCAGUGGCACGUCAACACUGUCAUUGAUGGCUACCCAAAUUGUUGUCAAUAUUCACUGUUCUGCAGUUCAUGCAUGAACUAAUUAAGGACCAGUGCAGUCAAAACGUGACUUUCAUGUGCUUUAUAUAUACAGUACCAGUCAAAAGUUUGUACAAGAGUGUGCAACGCUGUCGUCAAGGCAAAGGGUGACUACUUUGAAGAAUCUCAAAUAUAAAAUAUAUUUAGAAAUGUUUUACACUUUUUUUGGUUACGACAUUCCAUAUGUCCAUAUGAUUCCAUAUGUGUUGUUUCAUGGUUUUGAUGUCUUCACUCUUAUUCUACAAUGUAGAAAAUAAUAAAAAAUAAAAUAAAACCCUGGAAUGAGUAAGUGUGUCCAAACUUGACUGGUACUGUAAUUCAUAACUGUGAGGUUGGAAUAAUACUGUGGUAUUGUGAAAAUGAUAAUGCCAUUUUAGUGUAAGAGCUGACUGAAAUUUCAACCUGUUUUGGUGGGAUGGAGUUUUGGCCUGCCUGGUAACGUUAAUGGACUAAUAAGAAAGAGUUCCAAACCCCUUUGCCAAUAACGGCAGAUAUUCCAUUUUCUCCUACUCACUCAAAACACUCCCAGACAGUCCUGGCAGAUAUUCCAUUUUCUCCUACUCACUCAAAACACUCCCAGACAGUCCUGGCAGAUAUUCAAUUUUCUCCUACUCACUCAAAACACUCCCAGACAGUCCUGGCAGAUAUUCCAUUUUCUCCUACUCACUCAAACCACUCCCAGACAGUCCUGCCAGAUAUUCAAUUUUCUCCUACUCACUCAAAACACCCAGACAGUCCUGGCAAAAUUAUUGCCGGAGAAAAUACAUUUGUUUAUUUUUGACCAUUUGAAUUGAAAACAAAUCACUAAUGUAUUUAAUUGUUACCGGGAAAUGAUUUGAUACUGAGGAUAAAAAAGCUGCAUUGGAUCAUUAAAGUAUUUACUGUGCUAGACCUAGGGAUACUCUUUGCUCAAUCGGAAAGUAUUCAGACCCCUUCACUUUUUCCGUACAGCUCAGAGACAUGAUUGCGUCAGAUCUGGGGGGUGGUACCAAAACAUGUCUGCCGCAUUGAAGGUCCCCAAGAACACAUUGCCCUGUAUCAUUCUUAAUUGUAAGACGUUUGGAGCCAACAAGAGAUCUGCUAGAGCUGGCCGUCCGGCCAAAUUGAGGAAUCGGGGGGACUCUGAACAUGAGAAACAAGAUUGAACUCUUUGGCCUGAAUGCCAAGUGUCACGUCUGGAGGAAACCAGGCACCACUCAUCACCUGGCCAAUACCAUCACUACGGUGAAACAUGGUAAUGGCAGCAUUGUGUUGUGGGGAUGUUUUGUCAGGAUUGAGGGAAAGAUGAAUGGAGUAAAGUACACAGAUCCUUGAUGAAAACCUGCUCAGGACCUCAGACUGGGACUAAGAUUCACUUUCCAACAGGACAAUGACCCUAAGCACACAGCCAAGACAAUGCAAGAGUGGCUUUGGGACAAGUCUUUGAAUGUCCUUGAGUGGUCCGGCCAGAGCCCGGACUUGAACCCAAUCGAACAUCUCUGGAGAGACACUCCCAAUGCAACCUGACAGCUUGAGAGGAUCUGCAGAGAAGAAUGGGAGAAACUCUCCAAAUACAGGUGUGCCAAGCUUGUAAAAUGUCAUACCCAAGAAGAAUUAAGGCUGUAAUCGCUGCCAAAGGUGCUUCAACAAAGUAUUGAGUAAAGGGUCUGAAUAUAUGCAAACAUUUCUAAAAACCUGUUUUUGCUUUGUCAUUAUGGGGUAUUGUGUAUUAUUUAUUUAUUUUUGUCCAUUUUAGAAGAAGGCUGUAAACAUAAGAAAAUGUGGAACAAUUGAAGGGGUCUGAGUACUUUCCGAAAGCACUGUACCUGUUGUUAGUGGUAUCAUAGUGGUUACGAAAUUAGCGCUGGAGCAUUAUAUAGUGAUUUGUUUUUUUUUAAACAAAUACAUUUUGAGAUUUGCUUUACUUAUUUGAACUUUGUGUUCCAAUUAAACAAUCAAGGCCUGUAUAAACACUUGUUGGACAAUACAUCAAAAUCCCUUUUAUCGAAUCUUACAGAGUUGACAAUUCCAGUUAAGUGCAUUUUAAUGUAAAGCUUUUUUUUAAAUUAACUUGUUGCUCCUUUACAUGAUGUGGGAGCUGAUACUUUGGUCAAUAAAAAUAUCAAAUAAAAUGCAAAUAUUUCA
Messenger RNA from Oncorhynchus keta (chum salmon), 4598 nucleotides. RefSeq names its product rhotekin-like. The transcript is spliced from 13 exons. Lineage: Eukaryota; Metazoa; Chordata; Actinopteri; Salmoniformes; Salmonidae. Gene Ontology annotation, biological process: septin ring organization; signal transduction; actomyosin contractile ring assembly. The coding region runs from base 184 to 1647 and encodes 487 amino acids. Gene Ontology annotation, cellular component: actomyosin contractile ring. The record is from RefSeq and is a predicted model, not a curated record.